Microthlaspi erraticum is the source of this 462-nucleotide messenger RNA. The record is from the annotation of a GenBank genome assembly. NCBI's taxonomy places the organism in Eukaryota, Viridiplantae, Streptophyta, Magnoliopsida, Brassicales, Brassicaceae.
AUGGGGCUACAAGGUCAGCUCAGUGACGUCUCUUCCGAUUCGAUCCCUCUGAUGCUCCUCUCUCUCAUCGCCGUCUUUGUCAACCGUCUCCGAUCUUUCCUCCUCCACCUCUGCGCUUCCAAUUCGAAUCUCCCCGUCGAUGAUGGAUCCAUCAUAGCGUCGGGACUCGCCAACAUCAUCGUGCUCGCCGAUCAGCUGAGCCUGAAUCGGCUCUUCUCGUACCGGUGCGCGGACGAAGGCGGCUCCGAUUGCGUGGUGUGUCUGUCGAAGCUACAGGAAGGAGAAGAGGUGAGGAAGCUCGAAUGUCGACACGUGUUCCACAAGCAGUGCUUGGAAGGAUGGCUCCACCAGCUCAAUUUCACAUGUCCUCUCUGUAGAUCCGCUUUGGUCGCCGACGGUUGCGUCUCGAAAACGCAGCGGCGCGUCGGGAGGGAUUUGAUCUCCUGCUUCUCUCUCCACUGA